CCACACGUGCGUAUCCCUCUCCAACCACCAUCAGCCCACGCCGCGAGCGUUAUCGUUUCCCUUUCCCACUCUCAAAACCCGCCCCCGUCUGUUCGCCCGAUUAAACGAAGGAUAUGACCGCCGAGGUACUAUCGCACCAAAACGGUGCUGUUGUUUCCAACGGAGAUCUGAGUACAAAAAAUUCAAUCCCUAACCCCUCCACCGACUCCAAGAAGUCCCGCGAGAGCGAGCGACGUCGUCGUAGGCGCAAGCAGAAGAAUAAGAAGAACAACAAGACUUCCCAGUUAGAAAGUGAGGCCGCUAAUGGUACGGUUUCCGAAGCCGGCGACAGCGACGUUGGCGAAGACGAAACGAAGGAGAACACCGAUCAUCAGCAGGUAACGGAACAAAUUGUGGUUGAGUAUGUUCCCGAACGAGCUGAGUUAGAUGAUGGUAUUGAUGAGGAAUUUAGGAAGGUUUUUGAAAAAUUCAGCUUCUGGGAAGCUGCUGGUUCUGAGGAGACAGAUAAGAAGGAUGAGUCUGCUCAAGAUGCGGACUCGAAGAUGAAGGAUGAGUCUGAUUCAGAAGAGGAAGAACAGGAUGAUCAACAGAAAGAGAAAGGCCUAUCGAAUAAGAAGAAGAAGCUUCAAAGGCGGAUGAAAAUUGCUGAACUGAAACAGAUUUGCUCAAGGCCUGAUGUUGUAGAGGUCUGGGAUGCAACUGCUGCAGAUCCUAAGUUGCUGGUAUUUUUAAAGGCAUAUCGAAAUACUGUUCCAGUGCCAAGGCAUUGGUGUCAGAAAAGGAAAUAUUUGCAGGGAAAGCGUGGUAUUGAGAAGCAACCUUUUCAGCUUCCUGAUUUCAUUGCUGCGACAGGAAUUGAGAAAAUUAGACAGGCUUACAUUGAAAAAGAGGACAGUAAGAAGUUGAAGCAAAAGCAACGUGAGCGUAUGCAGCCCAAGAUGGGGAAAAUGGACAUCGACUAUCAGGUUCUCCAUGAUGCAUUCUUUAAAUAUCAGACAAAGCCAAAGCUGACAACUCAUGGAGAUCUUUAUCAUGAAGGGAAAGAAUUUGAGGUAAAGCUGAGAGAGAUGAAGCCAGGCUCUCUAUCACAUGAAUUGAAAGAAGCUCUUGGUAUGCCAGACGGUGCUCCACCCCCAUGGCUUAUAAAUAUGCAGAGGUAUGGUCCUCCACCAUCGUACCCGCAUUUGAAAAUACCUGGGCUAAAUGCACCCAUUCCUCCUGGAGCAAGCUUUGGUUAUCACCCUGGUGGCUGGGGCAAACCUCCUGUGGAUGAGUAUGGACGACCUUUGUACGGAGAUGUUUUUGGAGUUCAGCAACAAGAACAACCUAACUAUGAGGAGGAGCCUGUUGAUAAGUCAAAGCACUGGGGUGAUUUGGAGGAAGAGGAAGAGGAAGAAGAAGAGGAAGAAGAGGAAGAAGAGAUUGAGGAAGAGGAGUUAGAGGAUGGAAUUCAAUCUGUCGAUAGCCUUUCGAGUACUCCUACUGGUGUUGAGACGCCUGAUGUCAUUGACCUUCGUAAACAGCAGAGAAAGGAGCCUGACAGGCCCCUUUACCAAGUACUUGAAGAAAAAGAAGAGAGGAUUGCCCCUGGAACUUUACUUGGUACAACUCACACGUAUGUGGUUAACACUGGUACCCAAGACAAAUCAGCUGCCAAAAGGGUUGAUCUUCUAAAGGGUCAAAAAUCUGACAGGGUGGAAGUCAGUCUACAGCCAGAGGAGUUGGAAGUCAUGGACAAUGUGUUGCCUGCAAAGUACGAAGAAGCUAGGGAAGAGGAGAAGCUACGAAGUCAACAUGAGGACUUCAGUGAUAUGGUGGCUGAGAAUGAGAAGAAAAGGAAGCGAAAGAUGCAGGAGAAAGAGGGGAAAUCGAAGAAAAAGGAUUUCAAAUUCUGAGUAGGCCAUGAAUUUGUUCCUGGUGUUAGGAGAAGAAGCUGGCGUCUUAAUGAUGUUCUGGGAAUGCUGGCCUGGAUUAUCCACGUUAUUGGAUACUGACUUGCUUCUUCCUCCACUUCUGUGCUAGAAGAUGUUGUACUCAAAAUCGUAUUUACAUCAAAUGUAUGCUGCGUAGGCGUUGCGUUCUAUAAUAUAGAUUUAUAUGUCCCAAAGCGUUUCCAAGACUAGCAGUUUUGCCCAGCGGAUUGAAAACAGAGUAUCUUAACUCAUUGAAGGCGUUGGGUUGCACUUUCAUCUGAAGAAUGAGUGCCUUUUUAUUUUUUAGUUUUUGAAUUACUAGCUCUUGUAAGUUAGACGGGGAAAGUAAUUUCAACCUCAGUAUAAUAAUCAUUAAUAAUCUUUACCCCA
This is a messenger RNA of Durio zibethinus, 2303 nucleotides long. RefSeq lists its product as uncharacterized. The record is from RefSeq and is a predicted model, not a curated record. Gene Ontology annotation, cellular component: nucleus. NCBI's taxonomy places the organism in Eukaryota, Viridiplantae, Streptophyta, Magnoliopsida, Malvales, Malvaceae.